Messenger RNA from Dreissena polymorpha, 6093 nucleotides. Its product is annotated as phosphatidylinositol 4-phosphate 5-kinase type-1 alpha-like. NCBI's taxonomy places the organism in Eukaryota, Metazoa, Mollusca, Bivalvia, Myida, Dreissenidae. The record is from RefSeq and is a predicted model, not a curated record. The transcript is spliced from 24 exons. The coding region runs from base 193 to 2658 and encodes 821 amino acids. Gene Ontology annotation, biological process: phosphatidylinositol metabolic process. Gene Ontology annotation, molecular function: phosphatidylinositol kinase activity.
ACACCCAAAUAUUCGCGCAUGCGUAGAUUAAUAAAAACACCCAAGUGUACAUUUUCCAACAUUUAUCGUAUUUUUAACCCUUUUCAAUAGACUGAUACAUAUUUUUUACAUAAAAUGUAAGCAUAAUUACUACAUAUGAUGACAUACAAUUUCGCCAGUUAAUUCCGCUUGGGUUUGCGUCGAGCAAGAGAAAUGGCAACCGCGAACGACAUGGAAUUGUCAGUGUCAAGGCAGUACAAGUCCCAAGUGUCAGAGAGUGGUCAGUCAGAGAGAGGCAGUACGAUGGUGGAUGGUAAGACUCUGGGGACCAUGGCCAAGGAACGGGAACGGAAGAUUGGCCACAGACGAGUGGACGAGAAGGGAUUGGUCACAUACAAGAAGCGUCCCACCAGUGAACUGAUGGCUGCCAUACAGCUGGGUAUAGGACAGAGUGUGGGCGGGCUGUCAUCCAAGCCAGAGAGAGAUCUACUAAUGCAGGACUUUGGUGUUGUGCAAUCGGUUGUCUUCCCAAACGAGGGCAGUAACAUGACCCCUGCACAUCACUACAGUGACUUCAGAUUCAAGACGUACGCUCCCAUGGCGUUCAGAUUCUUUCGAGAACUGUUCAACAUUCGACCCGAGGACUUUAUGCUGUCCCUAUGUGAUGCUGCAAUGACAGAGUUAUCCAACCCUGGUGCGGGUGGUAGCAUAUUCUACAUCUCGGCAGAUGAUGAGUUCAUUAUCAAGACUGCACAACACAAGGAGGCCAACUUCCUUCAGAAACUAUUACCUGGUUAUUACAUGAAUUUAAACCAGAACCCACGGACGUUGCUGCCAAAGUUCUAUGGGCUGUAUUGUUACCAGUGCGGAGGCAAGAACAUCCGCUUUGUGGUGAUGAACAACAUCCUGCCCAGCGUGGUGAAGAUGCAUGAGAAGUAUGACUUGAAGGGGAGCACAUACAAGAGGAAGGCCUCCAAGACUGAGAGGGCCAAGUCUGCACCCACCCUGAAGGAUCUGGACUUCAUGGAGUUGCACCCAGAGGGUCUUAUGCUAGAAAAAGACACUUAUGAUGCCCUGGUGAAGACCAUACAGAGGGACUGCAGGGUGUUGGAGAGUUUUAAAAUCAUGGAUUACAGUCUGCUGGUGGGAAUACACAACCUGGACAUGGCCAAGAAGGAAAAGGAGUCUGGUACGUCCAACCUGAAUGCUACCACUACAAGCACAGGGGCUGGGCUCUCCACCUCAGACAGAGUCAACUUUGAGACGCCCGAAAGCGGUAAAAACAAAGCAGGUCUGGCACGAGGCAAGUCCAUGCGUACGAAGGUGACCCAAUACUCGACCCCCAUGGAGUCCAUACAGGCUGAAGUGAGGGACAUGUUGGAAGAGUUUGAUGCAGAUGACAUCCCGCCCGGUGGUAUACCCGCUAAGAAUGCUCGAGGUGAGAGACUGCUACUGUACCUGGGUGUCAUAGAUAUCCUGCAGUGCUACCGGUUCAGGAAGAAGUUUGAGCAUACCUUUAAGUCCAUGAUCGCGGAUGGGGACACCGUCUCCGUGACCAACCCAAGCUUCUAUUCCGAGAGAUUUCAAAAAUUCUGUAUAAACACUGUGUUCAAAAAGGCACCAUCUCAACUAAUACAGGAUGGCAGGGCCUGGUUUGGUCUUGGUUGGGAUCAAGCACUCAAACAUUCCCCGUCCAAGAAGAAGCCAGGUGACCGCGGUCCUCGCUCGCAGAGUAUGAACGACUAUGACGACAAACUACCGGGAACCACAGGCGCCAGACCGGAUCUUCUGAUUGGCAGUUCCACUUCGUCAACUCCGCCCCCUUCAUUUGACGAGGCAGUGACAGGUGCCCGCCCCCGCACCCACACCACCCCCCUACCUGUCGUACACACGGACACUUACAGAUCAGAGAGGCCGGACCCGAUGUUGUUUCGUACGAUCCCCCAGCAGGACGCGGUGGCCAAGAUCCGUCAGUCUCCCGUGAGUGUGUCAGAGUCGACUCCGACCUACACUGACUACACUGAGGGGACCCCCAGCUACACUCCCUCCAGUCCAAGCAUGUCUAGCGAUGUACUGGAUGCUGCCAUCCCCAACCUGCCAGUGGACUCAGCCACCCCCUCCCUGAACAGUUCCCCUACCAAGUUCAUGGCUCUGUCCCACAUAGAGAACUUUAUCAAGAAAAGGUGGUGGAAAAAGAGCAAGGUUCCAUUUGUGAAGGCUGCCAGUAUGACCUCAGAGCAAUCUAGCACUGUAUCACCGGGCCACACGAGCCAAGAGACCUCCACAACACAUCGUAGCAGCCACUCCUCCACACACACAGUCAACAAGACCACUAUAGAGAUAACGUCUGGAGCCCAUAGUGGGGUCAAUGUAGACAGCGUACAAGUUGAGUUUGAUGAAGAACCAGCAUUGAAAACCUUGGACACUUCAUCUGGGUUGUCGAUCGGGACAAGUGUUGAUGUUGGUUACAGAUACUCUACCGUCAGUUUUGACGUUGAUAAAGUUGAAUCUGGUGUGGUUGUUGGCUCGAAUUACUCAUCUGUGACAGAUGGUGAUCACAGAAGAGCGGGUGACUCAACGGUACAUUCGGGUUCUCGACCACAGAGUGUUGGGUUCAAUGUAUCUGCAAAUGCGGGGGAGGAGAGUGAAGAACAAGGAGAUAUACCGGAGUCGACCUAGGUACGUGGGACGUGAUGGCUUGCCUCUAACACAUUUAUGAAGGGCACAUCACCAUAGAGAUCAUGAAGUAUUGUACCGGAAUUCCAUAGGACAUAAACAGUUUGUAACAAGCAUUGUGAUUGGUCUAGAACAAAACACACUGUUUAACAAGCAUUAUGAUUGGUCAAGGAAGAAAACAAAUCUAGUAUUCAUACUGUUUAGUAUUGACUUGAGAAUGUCUGUGAAGCAAAACUUUAUAAACAUCCAUAAGUGUGUGAACAAAACUUACAAAAUACAGUUUUACCAUAAAAUACUAGUAUAUGGAUCAAGCCUCCUGCUUGGUCAUCCCAGAGUGCUCUACCAGGCAGAUGAAACAUGCAAUUUGAUUGGACAUCCCAAGAGAAAGAUGUGAUUGGUCAAAUCUGUGCUUACAGAAAACAGUGAUUAAAGGGACAGACAAAUAAGACAUAAUUAUUGUAAAUGUUUGUCAAGCUCUCAUCUUUCCUAAGUUUGUUUAAAUCAAGCUUUGUACAUUUAUUAUGUGUUAUUUUCCAGCUAUCUGCCAUAGUAACAGAAUUUUCUUUUGUGAUUAAUUGCAUUUUGUAAGGAUCAGCAUGAUUGGUUGGACAUUUUAAAUAGGGCUUAGACACUAUAAAUUAAACCAAUCAUGAGCAAUGUUACAAAUGGUCUCAGUUGAUCUGAGAAUAUGGACAAGCUGAUGGUGUGAUUUAUUUAUUAACAUUUCCAUGUCUGACAUAUAUAUGGUAUAGAUCAAACUCUGUUUUAAUAGUUGGAUGUUGUAGAUGGAUGUGUUGUAAAUGUGUAAACAAAUGUGAUGAUUCUUUGAGAAGAAAGAAUGGUGUGUAAAUAUUGGGGGAAUUCUGUACAAUAUACAAUACAAAAAUUAAUUUGUUUAACAUUUUGCAUAUGAUUGACAAUAAUAAAAAACAAGCAAUUGACAGGACAUUGUUUAUAUUAGUUUAUUUAAAGUUUUGUGAAACUUUCAAUUAAAAAUUGCUUGGAAAACCAGAAAACCACACACAAAAUUAAUUCUUAAUCAAUGCACAAACACAAUUGGUUAUUAAAGACACAAACAGUUUUUAUUCUGUUAAAUGGAAGAUGAUUCUUGGUCCUGAUUGAAAGUCACAUGUGAGCCUUGCUCUGAAAAAACAGGCUUAACACUUUGCAUGCUGGGAAAUUUUUCAUCUGCUAAAAUGUCGUCUGCUGAAAUUCUAAAAUUAGCAUUUUCUUCGAUUUUUUUUCAAAGAAUACUAUCAGAAUAGCAAACAGUUUGGAUCCUGAUGAGACGCCACAUUCUGUGGCGUCUCAUCUGGAUCCAAACUGUUUGCAAAGGCCUUCAAAGUUCGGUUGCAGCACUGAAAGAGUUAAUGCAUGUGCAUAGAGCUACAUGUAUCUGCAUAGGCUUAUCAGGGACAACACUUUUGGCUUUUUUUUCCUUUCUUUUCGCUUAAUGAAAGGUUUUUUUAGCGAAAAAGGAAGGGUAUGUGAGAGUUAUUUCUGAUUAGCCUGUGCAGACUGUAAAGGCUAACCCGGGACAACACUUUAAACAAAUGCAUUAAGCCCUGUUUUCUCAGAGCUCUGCCCAUAUAACAACAUGUGGGCUUGUUACAAUGGUUGUAUUUCACUGCAUUAUUUGUAAAAGUUUCUUUUUUUUAAUAUUCUGAAAGGUAGGUAUUUAUUUAUUGGAAAUUGCUUCUUUAAAAAAAAAUCUUCGGAGUUACAAUGUUGUGCAUAAACUUUAGUCAUCAAUUAUCUGUUAUUCAUCAUAAAAUAAUUAUUAAAUAUUUUGUUUAAUUGCAAAUAUAUUUUAUUUUUAUAAUAUUAUAGUUAUUAUUAAUUUCCUCAAAUGUUAUCAUGAUAUAUGUAUUCAUUUCUUUGCUGAUGUUUAUUGGUAUUGGCAAAAUACUGUAAAAUCGUUUAUAUUUGUUGAAAUUAAAUAUUUUGUUUUUUGAAAAAUGUCUCUUGUGGAACACUUGAUUUUGUAGAUCUGAUUUUGGGUGGGUAAUUUUCCAAUGUGUUUGUGUUCUAUUGGUGGAUCAGUCAACUCUCCAAAUCAAUGAACAUUUAUAUCCGACAAAUAAUAAUGAUUUUACAUUACCAUGGCUUCAAGUGUGAUGAACCUGUUACAAGCAAAUACAACAUAAUCAUCGGUGCAUUAAGGGAGAUUUUUACUUAAAACUGUUCAAAACCUUAAUUUCCUGUGUUUUUGCUUUUUUUUUUUAAUUUUCUGAAGUUAAGCAUGGUUAAAGUGCUUAAUGGGUGUAUUUUACAUGGAAAUAUAAAGUAGAUACAAUUAAUCUUAACACUUGAUUAAUUUGAUGAUUAUUAUAAAUUGUGUAUAGUUUGUAAUUGAAUGUUAUUCAUGUAUUUCUGGGGUCAGAGACAAAUAUUAUAUAUCUUGGUGUUUUGAAAUUAUACCAUUUUUAUGAUGGAGUCACCAUGCUUAUAACGUUCACAUAUGAGCCUUGUUCUGAGAAAACUGGGCUUGCAUGUGCAUAAAGUGUCGUCCCAGAUUAGCCUGUGUUUGCACAUGUACAUAAGGGAUGACACUUUAUACUUUAAUUGGAUUUUUUGCAAAGAAGAGACAUCAGACUAAAGCAGAAAGUGUUUCCUUGAUUAGUAUGUGUAGACUGCACAGGCUUAUCUAGAACAACACAUUACACACAUGAAUUAAGCCCCGUUUUCAGAGAGCUCGGCUCCAAUUACUGGAUAUUUAUUUUCAUAUUUAUUUUCUUAAUCUAGUAGAGCAGUAAAAAGUGGUGUUACUUCAUUUUUAAAAAGUGAAUGGGAUGGUAAACUGUUUCGCUUUGAAUUGUGUAUUUACACCUUCUUUUUCACAUGGUUUAUGACACUAUAAACCAUGGUUUUAGCUUUUAUUUCCAGAUAUUCAAUUGCAAACAUUUUAUUAAGCUAACUUGCAUUGUAAGAAUUUUUUGUGUACUGUGUAUAUUUAGUUAGUUUUAAAAGAAAGGCGUAUUUGUAAAAUAAGCAUUUUUCAAAAUACAUUUAAUUUGACUGCACAAUAUUAGUUUACAACCAAUAAGUGAUUUUCUUUCAAUGCUCAAGUUAAAAAAAAAAUAUUAUCCUCAUUUCGGGACAAUUGGGCAUAAAGCAUGUGCUUAAAGUGUUGCCCCAGAUUAGACUAACCAUGGGUGACACUUUCGACUUUUAUGGAUUUUUGUGUUAAAUAAAGUCUCUUCUAAACGUAUAUCCAGUGUGGGCAGAAAGUGUCUUCACUGAUUAAAUUAGAGUUAUACUACGAGACUGGGUGAACAUAAACCAGGCUUAAUAGUUGUAUUCUCAUGUCUGUUACCUCAUUCAAUUAUGCGGACUAAAGGCUGUAUUUAAAGUACAUGCAUCUGUAUAAAUUGUACUGCCAUUAUUAGUUAAUUAUGGAAGCAUUCUCUUUGUUUAAUAAAUGUUGCAUUAAUUUUA